Eriocheir sinensis (Chinese mitten crab) is the source of this 3465-nucleotide messenger RNA. RefSeq lists its product as uncharacterized. Lineage: Eukaryota; Metazoa; Arthropoda; Malacostraca; Decapoda; Varunidae. The transcript has 4 exons. Bases 1 to 516 code for a protein of 171 amino acids. The record is from RefSeq and is a predicted model, not a curated record.
AUGGCUGAGUGUGGAAGGGAGCUAAACGAACGGUGUGAGGUUGAGAGACACUUCCUGCAGUACCACCAUCAUCACCGCGGCCCCGCCCAUACCACCCCCAGCACCACCUCCGCUGCCACCUCCACCACCAGCCACCACCUCCACUACCCAUGGCCUUCAACGACACUGGAGGAGGAGGAGGACGAUGACGGGCGCCUCCUCAUCAUCACCAGCACCGGCACGGGCACCAAUGUCCUCCCGACCUUCCCCAUCGUCGACCUCAACACGCUGACCAACGCCAACGUCACCUUAGGCCUCGGCGCAGCCCUCCUCGCAGCCGCCGCCAUCGCUGGGCUCACGGCGGCCACCAUCACGCUCGCCAUCCUCCUCGGCAUCGAAGUCAAGAAAGACAAGAAGUACGACGACGACUACGGUUACUCCGGCAGCUCGUCCUACGCUAGCGGCCCGUCCUCGUAUGAUAUGAGUUCCUACUCCAUCAAGAGGUCCUUGGAGGAGGCUGCCAAGAAGUAUCUGUAAGGAAGGAAGAAAGGAAGGAUGGGAGGAAGAAAGGAAGCCCACCGUCGCCCACUGACCUGUUUUCUUCCUACUCCUCCUCCUCUUCCUCAUAUUCUAAAACGCAGCUAUCUGUAAGGAAGGAAGAAAGGGAGAAAGAAAGGAAAACAGGAAGGAAGUCUAGCGUCGCCCAAUGACCUGUUAUCUUCCUACUCCUCUUUCUCCUCUUCUUCCUCCUCUUUCUCAAAUUCUAAAACGCAGCUAUCUGCAAGGAAGGAAGAAAGGGAGGAAGAAAGGAAAACAGGAAGGAAGACAGCCCAGCGUCGCCCAAUGACCUGUUAUCUUCCUCUUCCUUCUCUUCCUCCUCCUUCUGUUCCUCGCAUUCCAAAACGCAGCCGAGUCAUCCUCCCGUUUAGACAAUUCUAUUCAAAAUCCCCACAACAACCACCUCCUCCUCCCCCUCCCCCUUCUCCCCCUCCCUUCCCCUUGGCCUUGUAACCCCUCCACCCACCCCAUCCCUUACAGACAUCCCUGCCCUUCACGCCCUCCAGCGACCCAUGAUCAUAGUUCCUCCCAGGAUGACGGAGACAAAAACACACGAAGAUAAAAAAGACUUAGGUGACAAUUAAACAACGAGUGACUGAAUAAUCUUAAGACCCAAAACUCAGCUACCUUUGCGACUCACUGCUUUCACUCACGACUCAUAACUUUCAUCCAUGACUCAGAUUUAGCACUCAUGACUCACGGGUUGACUUCGCCGACUCACGCAUUCACUCACUCACUGGCUGACUCACCAUAUCUCUACUCGCGACAGCUCCGACCCGUCCACCGACUCUAGUCACGCAAGUAUGAACGAGACUGAUUGAACGAACCUCAUGAGACGCCAAAGACGCAACGUUACGCUAGCCUAGACUAAGACACUCAAACGUUAGUGUGCAGACAUAUUCUUAAACGUUUCGGGCUACACCUAUGACGAUUUUCCAAGGCCACGGAGAUGAUUAACUGGGUUUUCAUGGGUGUUUCUCGUUCAUGGCUCAAAAGUCGUGUAAAACUAUCAUUAGGUUCACGAAAUAGUCCAUGAAAAUCACUGCAACUUCUACGACAGGCUUUUCAAACAGACGAACUUAGGUUUCAUGGGUAUUUUUUUCCGUUCAUAGCGCAAAAGUCGUGUAAAACUAUCAUUAGGCUCACAAAAUAGUCCAUGAAAAUCUAUGCAACUUCCACGAGAGGCUUUUCAAACAGACGAACUUAAGUUUCAUGGGUGUUUUUUUCCGUUCAUGGCUCAGAAAUCGUGUAAAACUAUCAUUAGGCUCACAAAAUAGUCCAUGAAAAUCUCUGCAACUUCUACGACAGGCUUUUCAGACAGACGAACUUAGGUUUCAUGGCUGUUUUUUUUCCAUUCAUGGCGUAGAAGUGACGUAAAACUGUCAUUAGGGUAAAAAACAGUCCAUGAAAAUCCUUGCAACUUCUACGAGAGGCUUUUUAAACAGGAGAACUUGGGGGCCGAGACGUUUAAGAAUGCUGGCUAUAGACGUAGACGUAGACAUGUUGUUUUCCCUCUAUAAACAAGACAUUAGCCAAGACUUAGGAAAACAGCACAAGCUACCUCUUCCCGUUUUCUUCCUCGCGCUCUUUCUUUUCUUGCCUCUUAUCCCCUAAAAAAAACAAGACUCCCAUGACUUAAAAACACGGAACAAAGAACAAUCUCCGUUUUCUUUCUUCUUCCUCCAUCUUCUCCAUUGUCUUUAUCCAUUCGUCUUUCCACAACUAAGACCCCCACACAAUCACCCGACGCACGUGACACAUACUCAUCAUCAUCAUCAUCAUCAUUAGACAUCUCUUUACGUACGUAUAUAACGACUUGUGCCUCCGUAACGACACAACGAAAUGCCGCUACACGAAGACCUCAACGAAAGCUUACGAGAUACCUUGCCGACGUCACUAUAGAAAAGACAACGCACUAGCGAGACUGUAGUAUGACACCCUCCCACCCCUUCCCCCACCACCCUAAUUACGGUUCCCCCUCCUCCCCCUCCUCCUUCAACCCCGACAAACGCACUAAGACCCUCCCUCAAAUCCCCACCAUGUUCAGACUGGGUAUCCUUCAGAGUUCCUCCUUCAACGCCUCCUACAGAUAACCCCCACACUAAGACACCUCCUACAGACAUCCUCCACCCCUUUUUACCCUCCUACAGACAUUCUUAAGACACUAUCAACAUCCCUAAAGAAACAUCGACUGAGUAUCCUUCAGACGCAUCCUACAUCUCUCUCCACCGACAACACCCUCUUGAAGGACGCCCAAACGUGACAUAAUGACCUUAUCGCAGGAUCUGGCCUACGUGACCUGACCUGACCUGACCUGACCUUCGCCCACCGUGACUCACAGACAGUGCCAUGACCUUAUUUAAGUACUCACCCUUGCCUUCCCUAACACUUCUUAAUACUCCCUUCACCCUACCCGUGCCAACUCUUCCCUUACCUUACCCUCCCUUAUCCUCACCCUUAUGCCAAGCUACCCUCGCCCCUUCACAUCCUACCCUACCCUGCCUUUCUCAUAGUCUUCCCUUACUCUCCCUGUCUUUUCGUCCCCUCUCCCCUUCCCCUCCCUUUACUUCACUUCAACCUUCCCUUGUCUUAUACCUUCCCCUACCCUCUCCCACCCUACCCUGCCCUUGUUCUUUCCAUCCCUUGAGCUCCCUGCCCUUCCCCUGCCCCCUCCCCUGCUAAUCUACUCCCUGCUGGCGGGGAGUAGAAGUUCAGCGGGGGCUACUAACCUAUCUACUACUACUACUACUACUACUACUAGAUCUAAGUGUUACAUUGUUAUAGUCUAGGUCCCUGGUAUCCCGCUCCUAACCUAACCGUCCCCCCCCCCUCCCCCCAUUAAGUUAUUAUUGUUGUUCUUGUUAUUGUUGUCGGAUCACCUGUUAUUUAUUGAGAUAAUUUAUACAACUGUAAAUACAGUAACACGCA